This is a messenger RNA of Camelus dromedarius (Arabian camel), 2230 nucleotides long. It is a transcript of the gene LPXN, whose product is annotated as leupaxin. The record is from RefSeq and is a predicted model, not a curated record. The transcript has 9 exons. The coding region runs from base 123 to 1271 and encodes 382 amino acids. NCBI's taxonomy places the organism in Eukaryota, Metazoa, Chordata, Mammalia, Artiodactyla, Camelidae. Gene Ontology annotation, cellular component: cytoplasm; focal adhesion; cell-cell junction. Gene Ontology annotation, biological process: cell-cell junction organization; positive regulation of integrin-mediated signaling pathway; positive regulation of substrate adhesion-dependent cell spreading.
AAAAAGGGUUAUAGAGGCUGCUUCACGCUGGCUCAUUCAGUUCCUUUGUGGUCCUCUUCUUCAGCACAUACCAAAGCAGUUCUUCACAACCUGUGGUACCAGAGCAUCUUGGGUGUGUGACAAUGGAAGAGUUGGAUGCCUUAUUGGAGGAACUGGAACACUCCACCCUCCAGGAGAGUGAUGAAUACUUCAACACAGCUUCUCCUUCCCCAGAUCAGCAUUCCAGAAAGGAGAAGAGCCUUGCUGACAUUUCAAUUCAAGACGACACAAGUUCCUUCCCGGUGCAGCUCGUGUAUACCACCAAGAUCCAGGAGCCCAAUGUCUACAGUGAGGUCCAAAACCCCAAGGAAUCACCACCGCCUCCUAAAACCUCAGCAGCCGCUCAGUUGGAUGAGCUCAUGGCCCGCCUGUGUGACAUGCAGACCAAGGUUACAGUGAAAGCAGAUGCCAGCAAGAAACACUUACCGCAUCAGCAGGAUCAGAAGGCCUCCCUGGACUCCAUGCUGGGAGGUUUGGAGCAGGAAUUGCAGGACCUUGGAAUUGCCACAGUGUCCAAGGGUCAUUGUGCUUCCUGCCAGAAACCCAUUGCUGGAAAGGUGAUCCAUGCUCUGGGGCAAGCGUGGCAUCCGGAGCAUUUCGUCUGUGCUCACUGCAGACAGGAGGUUGGCUCCAGUCCCUUCUUUGAGCGCAGUGGCUUGGCCUACUGCCCCAAGGAUUACCACCACCUUUUCUCUCCGCGGUGUGCUUACUGUGCCGCUCCCAUCCUGGAGAAAGUGCUGACGGCCAUGAACCAAACCUGGCACCCAGAGCACUUCUUCUGCGCUCACUGUGGAGAGGUGUUCGGUGCGGAAGGCUUUCAUGAGAAGGACCAGAAGCCAUAUUGCCGAAAGGAUUUCUUAGCCAUGUUCUCACCCAAGUGUGGUGGCUGCAACCGCCCGGUGUUGGAAAACUACCUUUCAGCCAUGGAUACUGUCUGGCACCCGGAGUGCUUUGUUUGUGGGGACUGCUUCAGCAGUUUUUCUACUGGCUCCUUCUUUGAACUGGACGGACGUCCCUUCUGCGAGCUCCAUUACCACCAGCGCCGGGGAACCCUCUGCCAUGGCUGUGGGCAGCCCAUCACCGGCCGCUGCAUCAGCGCCAUGGGCUACAAGUUCCACCCCGAGCACUUCGUGUGUGCUUUCUGCCUGACACAGCUGUCCAAGGGAAUCUUCAGGGAGCAGAACGACAAGACCUAUUGUCAGCCCUGCUUCAAUAAGCUCUUCCCACUGUAGUCUCACCUGAACCCACGCCCUCUUCAGAUUUACUAUAACGUGGAAACCCAGAGAGGAAAGGGUGUGUUUGAAGUUACUGACCUUCUGCUCAAUAGGCUUAUAGAGAAAGCCAAGGUGAUAAACUUCUAGAUGUUACAUGACCAGGCUUGUAGUCUUAAAUUUUGAUUUUUAGUCUUACUAUUUUUUUUUAAAUCAUGUACUUGAAUUUAGGUAAAGGAUCUGCUGUCUAGUGUCUCUAUAGAUGUAUUUUCCACAUGCACACAUUCAUUCCACCACUGGCUUACUUAGAUUUCUCCAUUUUCACCCCUAUGAUCACCCUAAGCUUAUCUUCUCUUUUUUGGCCCUCAAAACUGGCCAUUUCCCUGCGACUCAUUUUCCCACAAUCACUGCUGUGGGCUUUAUUCUUGAGGAAUCGUGAUACCCCUUUUAAGCUCCUGGCAUCUCCCAUCAGUGUAUUUCUUUUUUUCAAGAGAAAGUAGAUUAACUGGACAGCUCUGAGUACUGACAUCGUUGAUAAAUAGUUUGUGGUUUUAGUGACUCAGUGUUAUAUUAGUUUGGUAAAUAAACUUUCUGCUUCCCAUGGUAUUUACUGGAUACAACGUGCAAUUAAAUUUGUGUCAUACCUCUUGUUUACUCCCAUACAAUAGGCACUAUUGUUUAAAUCAAAAGAAAUUAAAAGGAGGGAUUCCUAGUCACUAACUUUUCUCUUAAUUUGGGCCCAUAACAUUCAUUAUAUUUCAUUUUUGCAUUUACAUGAUUGAUUGAAAGACAGCAAAGCUUCUUAAAAUUGUUUUAAUCACUUUGUUUACCUACGGAGAAAAGCAAUUUCCACUAGGCACUUGCAAAUUCGUAUUUGCAUAUGUAUGCACGUCUCCAAAUUCAUGAAGUUGUGUAUAUUACAUAUAUGCCAUUUUCUUGUAUAUCAAUUAUGUCUCAAUAAAGCUGUUUGAAAAAUGAAA